AUGGACGACAAGAGAAGCAGCAAAAAGUCCAGUUUGGAUGGUACCGUAAUCACACAACAACAUGUUCGAAAAUCGCUCGAGGAAGCAGAGAAAACACCACCUAAUGAUAUCGAGAGGCAGUUGCGGGCGAGGAGUGUUUGGUCGUCGUUGGGUGUGAUUGCGGCUACAACUUUAGCGAUGAUGGCCAAUACGGCCAAUGCAGCCAGUCCUGCUGUAGCGUUACCCACCAUUCAACGCGAACUUCACGUCGAACAGGUUGCUCUCGUUUGGAUCAUGUCAGCAUAUCCUCUUAGUGGCGGCUGUCUACUCCUCAUGUUUGGCCGCCUCGCAGAUUUAUACGGCAGGAAGAAGAUGUUCAUCUUUGGUAGUGUCUGGUUGGUUGCUUUAAGUCUUGGAUGCGGGUUCGCAAACAACGCUAUGACCCUCAGCAUUCUUCGUGGCAUUCAAGGUGUUGGUGCUUCAGCCACUGUUCCAGCUUGUCUCGGCAUCCUCGCACAAACAUUUCCCCCUUCUCAAUGGCGAUCUGUCGCCUUCGCCUCGUUCGCUGCCGGAGCGCCGAUAGGCGCAGCAUUUGGUACAGCCAUAGGUGGCGUUUUGACUCAAGUUACGCCAACGACUUGGAGAGCUGUGUUCUGGUUGAGUACUGGUUUGAGCGCGCUGUCACUUAUAAUUGGAAUGUUUGCGAUCGACCGCGAUCUUCCUUCGGAAGAGGAGGACCGACGUACCGACUGGCUGGGAGCCUUGUUUUCCACGAUCGCGUUGACUCUGAUUGUGUUCGUUUUGGGUCAAGGUGAAGAGGCCGUGCCGAAACAGUGGGGAACUGCAUAUAUCAUCGCCCUUCUCAUUGUCGGCGUUUUCUUCUUGGUCGUCUUCCUCCUUUGGCAACGCUUCUUGGAACAAAUCCAAGAUGGAAAACGGUCACCACCCCAAAGCGCGUGGAUACCUACCCCUCCUCCGUUGAUGAGAUUGAGCUUGUGGUCCAGAGCGAACGGGAAAGUAGCAGCCGUGAUGGCGAUUCAGUUCCUUCUUUCCUGUGGAUUCUUAGGCUGGCAAUUCUGGACUAUGUUAUACUACCAAAACUUCCUCGGUCUCGACGCCAUCGGAACUGUCGUCCGUCUCAUCCCAUCCUUCGUCACUGGAAUCCUCUGCAACGUCGUCGUUGCCCUAACCGUCUCUCGUCUCCCCCUUGUUGCGCUCAUGGCCGUUGGAACCCUCUCCUCCGCCCUCGCUGCCCUCCUCUUCGCCAUCAUCGUACCCGAAGUGACCUAUUGGGCCUACGGAUUCCCAGCUGCCAUUUUCGCCGUUGUCGGAGCCGACUUCGUCAUGUCCAGCGGUACCCUCUUCAUCGCCAAAGUAAGCCCACCCCACGAACAAAGUGUAGCUGGAGCUGUUUUCCAGUGUAUGCAACAGUUGGGAACGAGUAUUGGUGUGACGGUAGGAACGGUGGUGUUUAAUAGGCUUAUAAGACAAAAGACGGGGAGUGAUUCGCAGGUUACGGCACCGAGAGAGGUGUUGUUGGAUAGUUAUAGGGCUGCGCAGUGGACGAAUUUCGCGUUUGCUAUUCUUGCUGCUAUACUCGCCAUCAUCUUCCUCCAAGGAGUGGGUAUCGUCGGUCACCGCGCUGCCAAACAUGAACAUAUCCGUACGAUGACGAAAGAAGAGAUUGAAUCGUUACAUUUACCUUGUAGCAGUGCCCAUCCCUACGCCGGAGCGCUAGGGGCGCUUAUACCCGCUGGUGAACUGGAACAUCUCAAUGAGACGGGAUCUAGACGGAGAUCGAUGCGGAGACCCUCUGCGUAUGCUAUUUCCGAGUAUUCCCUCAGUCAAGAUGAAGAAGCCCAAGGAGGGCCAGGGGGGGCCGGUUUGAGGAAUCUUAGAGGCAAGACAGAAGCGUUGUUAAGUGCACUUGAGGAAGAACAACAGAAGAGUCAUCGAUUGAGGGAGGAAAAUGCGGAUUUGUUGGCGCGGAUUGCUCAGGUUGAGAAGGAGAUGGAGAGAUUGGAUCCAAGUGUGGGUGGGGAGUUGAGGGCAGUGUUGAUGAAAACGAGGAGUGAGAGGGGGACGUGGGAGGAGAAUAUGAGGAAUGAGAAUGGGGAGUUGAGGGAGAGGUUGACGAGGGCUGAGGGGGAGUUGAGGAGGAUGGAUGAUAUUUUGGAUGAUGGGAUGGAUCGGUUGAGGGUUUCUGGGAGUGCUGGUGGGAGUCGGAAGGAGGUUAAGUGGGUGCCGACGUCGUCGCAGGAGAAGAAGACUGGUUCUUUGGAGGUGGAUAUAGGUCAAACGCCGAUUUCGGAGGUUGGGAAUUCAAGCGAAGGGGCUUUCUUCCAACCUCCUACAACUACGGUUUCUCCUCAGCCACCACCAAUGGCAUCCCCGACUUCUGUGAAGCAAGAUUGA
Marasmius oreades (fairy-ring Marasmius) is the source of this 2394-nucleotide messenger RNA. RefSeq lists its product as uncharacterized. Gene Ontology annotation, biological process: transmembrane transport. The record is from RefSeq and is a predicted model, not a curated record. The coding region runs from base 1 to 2394 and encodes 797 amino acids. The transcript is spliced from 9 exons. NCBI's taxonomy places the organism in Eukaryota, Fungi, Basidiomycota, Agaricomycetes, Agaricales, Marasmiaceae. Gene Ontology annotation, cellular component: membrane. Gene Ontology annotation, molecular function: transmembrane transporter activity.